UGAACGUUUAAAGCGGAAGUGACGCCACCGAUUUGUAAAGGUCCCAAAUCAUGAGUUCGUUUAAUUCGAAAAGCGAGAGUGUUAAUAAAAACGGUAGUUAAAAGGAAAUGAAAGCAAAGGACAUGUAACCGAGUGACCCGCUAAUCAGUAAGAUGCUCUGUUUCGGCGUUAUAUCCGGGAGGUCGUCGGUGUCUUUACACAAGCUCUUCCUCCUCUCCUUGUUACAUGUGAGAGCUCAUCGCUUCGGUCUCUGUCCUCUACAUUCAUGGAGACAUUUUCACAAUGGGAUCAUUCGCUCCAUGCCAGCCGGACCGGAAUCUACCACUCCUCCUGCACAGACGGGCCUAGCUGAGAACUCUGACUUCGAGCGGAACCGCGGCUCCUCUUCUUCCUGGUCCCCCAAGCAGGGGCCUCCAACGGCUCCCACCCAUUGCUGCAUGAGCGGCUGCCAUAACUGCGUUUGGAUUGAGCAUGCGGAGCAGCUCUUGGCGUAUUAUCAGGAUGGAGGAGAUAGAGCGCUCGCUGCCAUCGAGGACAGCGUUCUUGAUGAGAAUCUCAAAGCAUAUCUUAAGAUGGAGAUCAAAUUGCUGAAAAAGACGUGAUGCUUUACUGUGAAGUAUCAGAUGGUGGCUCCCACCUACCUCAUGUGGACAGAUUUGGGCUCUUGUUUAUGGGCUUAAUGAAAGCUGAAUAUUUAAGUUGCGUAUUUUAUCUUGCCAGCUGCCACACAGUUUGACAAGAAAAUUAGUUUAAAAUGUGUUUCUAGUAAAAAUAAAAUCCACAGCUGGAUGACUCGAAACUAGGUGGAUUUUGAAUUAAAUAUCAAAUGUUUGUUAAAUGUUGAACCAACCUUUGGCAUUUCAUUAACGCAUGAAAUUGCAUUGUGUCUCUUUAAUUCAUUCAAAGUUAUGACUGUGGAGAAAUAGGUGUUGUAUAUUGUUUAAUCAGUUUUAGGUUCCUGUACGUAGAAAUCACCAACAUCUUUUAAAAUAACCAGUUUGGCAUUAAUUCUGAUAUAACAUUUGUAAUAUAUUUUGCACAGACUUUUUAAAAAUAAUGUUUAUUCUAUUUAUUUGUUUUAAUUUAAAUGAUUUUAUUUUCCAGAGAGAAAUAGUCCAAAUAUCCAAACAAACCUACCAGUUCUGACUGAAAUAAGUAAAUAUAUCAACAAUUCAAGCAGUAAAAAGAAUGAAUGAAUGAACUGCUGUUGUCUAAAUAUAAAUAAAAUGCAAUUUUACAUCUUGCUGCUUACCACAAACCUUCCUCUAUAAAUGACUUAGAUUUUGUGUAGGGGAACAUGUUGAUUUCCAAAGGUCUUAUGGCCUAAAGUUUGAAGGGUUUUCCAUAAUGUGAGCUGUGUGUGUUGUACGUAAAUAUGUACAAUCCUCAUAAAGGUUUUUGAAGUAAUGACUGAGAAAGAUAAUGCACACUUUCCUAGACCCAAGUUAUUUAAUCUGAUCUGCCUUUGUUCAGAUUUUGAGAAUGUUCUAAAAAAUUAGAAACUUUAUUCUGGUUAACAAUUGAAUUUUAAAAUGAAAAACAUGCAAGAACUCUGAAAAUGUGACACAAGAUUUAAACAUUUAGCUUGUCAUCUACUCCUAACUGAAGCCUCAUUAAUAGUCGUUUUCAUGUCAUGAAGGUUUUUUAAAGGGACCGUUUGGAGUAUUUGAGGUUUUCUGGAAAGCCUAUAAAUAGUAUCUUACCUGUUGAGUUGUUUUAUCAUGGCAGAUCAGAUUCCAUCAACUUUUGCUUUGGUUCUGCUUUGACUCACAGAUGUUUCUGAAACUAACCUGUUCACCCAAAGAGUAGUUAAAUUAAACUCUAGUUUACCAUAAGA
Girardinichthys multiradiatus is the source of this 1837-nucleotide messenger RNA. It is a transcript of the gene oxld1, whose product is annotated as oxidoreductase-like domain containing 1. Bases 153 to 602 code for a protein of 149 amino acids. The record is from RefSeq and is a predicted model, not a curated record. The transcript is spliced from 2 exons. NCBI's taxonomy places the organism in Eukaryota, Metazoa, Chordata, Actinopteri, Cyprinodontiformes, Goodeidae. Gene Ontology annotation, cellular component: mitochondrion.